AGUUCUCAACCAGAGCAGGUUUAAAACAUAAGCAAAAGAACAAAAGGGCGAGCUUGGCACAUGAAUCUUGUGCAGGUUUCUGAAUGGCAGAUCAUUCAACCUCCCUUUUCUUGAGUUUUCUACUGUGCUAUUAUCUUCCACUCAUUUCUGCUUCAUUUUGUGAUUCAUUGACAGAAAAGGAACUGGAAAGGAAUAAAAUCCCCCCUGAUACGGUACAAUUAUACAUUAACGGUUGUAUGGUGAACAGCAUCACAUACAAAGAGAGCCAUCUUCCUGAAAUAAGUUUACACAAUCUCUCCUCCAGUUGCAUCAGAAGUUUACCAGAUAAUGUUCUUCCAGAUCUGAAAAAGAAAUGCCUACAAGAGCUUCCAAACUCAUUUUUGAACAAUACUAGGCUACAAGGAAUUACACUGGUCUGUACCUGUGAAUUCAUUAAGGGCAACACCAAACCGCUAAACAGCAUCGUUUGUGCAGAAAUGUUGAAAAGCUGUGGAAAUACUUCAGCGGCCAUUACUGUAGGAAUUUCCCUUCUUUUACUCGUGAUGAUUUGUGGAAUUGGGUGUGUCUGGCACUGGAAACACCAUGAGACCACACGAUUUACCUUACCGAAGUUUUUGCAAAGAAGAAGCAGCAGGAGAAAAGACUAUACUAAAACAUUCUCCUGGAGUCCCCAUAUUAUUGGCUUAUGGCGUAAAACCCCAGCUGCAACCCGAGACCAGAGAUCUGCUGCUGCAGGAACUGACGUGCAGGAGAACUAUGAAAAUGUGGAAGCAGGUCCUCCCAAAGCUGACACAGAAACUGAUAAGGAACUGUAUGAAAACACACGGCAGUCUAACUUCGAGGAGCAUAUCUAUGGAAAUGAGACAUCCUCAGACUAUUAUGACUUCCAGAAGCGUUGUACUUCUGAAGUUCCUCAAGAGGAAGAUAUAUACAUUCUCCCAGAUUAACGUUAGCUUUUCAAAAUACUGAGUGUUGUUAUUAGAGGAUAAAUAUUCACUGUGACUUUUAUUGUACUGAUGCCUUUAGCAAUCAAGUUCUGAUGAAAUCGGACGGUCUCUCCUUUAUCUGCACCUUUCUCAAUUCUCUCUGUGUCACUGUGGAUUAAUUCUAGAUCUCUUCUCCCCUUCCUUGCCCUGGAUUAAAUCUGCAUUAUGCUAUAUUGAUUCUUCCUUCUAAAUGUUGUCUGUUAUCUCUUUCUUUUAUCUCUACCUUCACUAUCUUUUUCUGACUCAGAAUUAUUGUCACAGUCUCCUAAGUGGUCAUCCUGUCUCUAGUUUCUACCUACUCAAUCAAUUUCCCAUGAUACUGCCAGAUUUAUCUUCAGAAAAAUGGCCACAUUACUUUAUUGCUUAAAACCUUUUAAUACCUCAUCUUUGCAAAAGACAUAACUCUUAUAAAUCUAACUCUGGAAUUCAUGAUUUUCCACAGUUGAUUCCAAUUCACUUUUCCAAUAACUUCUCCUACUAAUAAUCCUUGACUGCUCUGCUUUCAUCAGAAUCAUCUGGAAACCUGCUAAAGCCAUCCCUCCUCUACAGCUUUGCUCGUCUGCCCCUCUUUCAAGCCUGCCUAAGAUCAGAGCUUCUUCAGCAAGUCUUUUGAAUCAUUCCAAACCUGCAUUUCCCUUUUUCUUUUCUGAUAUCUUAUAGCUUUUGCUGCCUCUUCAAUCUGUAGAGCAUUUAAACAUUCGAAUGUUUUUGUCAUGACAUUUUAUUACUUAACUUCAUAUGUCUUAAACAACCAGCUAAACAGAAAGGAAUUGCCUCAUAGUCAUAUUUUUAGCCCACAUGUCUACAAUAUUUCAUGAGGCACUAAAUACUUACUCAAUUGACAAGAAUUGAAUUGUACAUUGUCCUAAGUAGUUUUGAGAAAAAAAAAUCUAAUAAAUCUAUCCAUUAUUCAUCCAUCCCAGGAAUACUUACUGAGUAUCUUCUAUCUGCUUGUGCACCUGGGGGACAGAGUUUGGGGGUACAAAAGCAAAAAGAGAGACAUGGUCCUGAACACAUACCAUCCAUUAGGAAGGAAAAGACAAUAAACAAAUAAACAAAUAAAUCCUAUGCUUUUUAUGAAGCUA
Messenger RNA from Lemur catta (Ring-tailed lemur), 2071 nucleotides. It is a transcript of the gene GAPT, whose product is annotated as GRB2 binding adaptor protein, transmembrane. The record is from RefSeq and is a predicted model, not a curated record. Gene Ontology annotation, cellular component: membrane. The transcript is spliced from 2 exons. NCBI's taxonomy places the organism in Eukaryota, Metazoa, Chordata, Mammalia, Primates, Lemuridae. The coding region runs from base 84 to 947 and encodes 287 amino acids.